AUGCCGUCGUUCAGUCAAAACAUGGCCCCCGUCGGACUUCCGCAGCCUCAGAGCAUGUCGAGCUUCAUGGGAAAACCCUACAGUGGAGCAUAUUUCUCUUUUCGACCGCCGGGGAAAGACAUGGCAGCAUUCCCUGCCCCCUGGAGCAGCACAGAGAGCCCUGUUGUAGAAAGACAAAGCCCCAUGAGUCACAUCUCCGGCUCGGACAGAAAACACAUUUACAGCAAAGACGGACGAUCAGAUGAGGGCCUUCCUGGAGACGUAGCAGCGUCUGUGUCAAAACAAGGCUUUACACGAUACACUAAGAGCCCAGAGCAUUGCAAGCCUCAGAAUACUGCCUCAGUGAUUGUGAGGAAGGGGCAUACAGGAGGUGAAGGUGACUCCUCUGACAGGGCUGUGUAUCUUGGGGUCUCUCAUGCAGUUUACAGACGCAGCCCUUGCACUGAUCUGUGCUGUGGGAUGGGGCUUGGAUCUCCUCCUCAUCUCCAUAAAAAGACUGUGUAUAAUCACAGCUGGAAACAUGGGGAGUCUGACCCUCUGCCUCAGCACAGACAGGGACCCGCUGAGGCCGUGAGGGUGUCUAUGUUCAGCCCUCAACAUAAUCUGACUUAUUCCAGUGCGAUGGAUCGAGCCUACAGCCCCAGCAACGUGAACGCUUACCCCAGCUUCUACCCCUCCCACUCUGCAUAUGAGCCUCUGAUUUAUCACAACACUUCUCCUAUUUCCAAAUAUGGACAAACGGUACAGCACCCUGCUUUUUACUAUCCCCAAGCCAGCGGAGACUUGGAGACGGCUUCAGAAAGCAAAGAUUCUGGUUCUAUGCACAAAGCAAAGAUACCAGUCUUUUUAAAACACCCCGUCCAACCUGCAGGGGACCAUUAUGUCUCCCUCCCUAUAAGAGACCCCAUGUCAAAUGUGAACUUUCUACAAGGAUUUGAAUACCCAGGUUUUAUGGCUCCCAGGUUAAACGUGAAUACUAGUCCCAUUCACGGACAUAGACAUCCACACGCAGUGCACAGAGAUUUCACUAGCCACAAACAUGUGCAUCACCCGGUUGGUUAUAGAGACAUUUCUGAAGAGCAUUCCUCUAAAACCGUGUGUCGGGAGCAAACCAGUCCUGCCCCAUGCGCUCGGAACUCCACGGCAGGAGGCUCUAGAGCACAUUCACUCUAUGCAUUCAGCCCACCGAGAACCAGUGCGUACAUGGAGCCACGGGGGGAAAGACUCCAUAUGGUCCCUCCAGCCAUAUAUGCGCCCAAUCACUUAAACGUGGGUGUAGAAUCCUCCAAACGCUCUGGUUAUCAUGUUCUGCUGCACACAAAACACCCUCACGUCUCGCCCCCACACCCCGCCUCAAGUAUUUCACACUCGUCGAAUGUGCAGAAGAUUCUCUACUGUCCUCCUCGGGGUCAAACCUUGUCGCACACAUCGCCUACCUACGGACACAGAGGGCCCCUGAAGAGACCCCUGUCUGCCUCGUCCCCCGUCAAAACGCAUGAUGACGACGAUGUGUUUGUGGUAGAAAGUCUCCAUAAACGCAGAAGGAGUGAACAGGGAAACGCAGGAGUUAAAAGCACAGAUGUGUCUCCUCCUCUGCCUGUUAUUAAUAAUGUCUUCAGCUUGGCUCCUUACCGAACGCACCUCCAGAUGUCGAGGUUGCAUUUAAGCACACUACAGUCCAGACUUGUGCAGUAUAGCUCAGAGCGUCGAGCUGAACAGUCAGAUGAAGAUGUGAAACUACAGUUUGAGUCAAAAGAUGUGUUAAGAAUCCCAGCGGUGGAAGAAAAUGUGAAGGAUAGAAAGCCACUACCUGGACGCACAGAACCUGCUAGUUUUAGUAAAGAUAGAGGGGUAGAUUCUCCUAAAGCUAUGGUUAUUAAGACAGAGACUUUUGAGCAAACACUGGGAGUUUGCAGCAAUAUUGAACCAACAAUGUCUAGAGUAGCAGUACAGGUCAAACAAGAACGUCUAGAAGAUCCAGAACACACAUGUGCAGCGGAGACCAAGUCUGUUUCUGGGAAUCCUCUGAAAGUUGAGACAAAUCCGGGGAAUAGUGCAACAAAACAAUGCAAACAUGAUGAAGAAAUGGACCAAAGAAGCUGCUCGGUGGUUUCAGAGUUUCCUGAGCUGCUUAAAAUCAUUAAGAAAGAACCAGAGGAGAUCGAUCUGUUGGAUAUUAGGCGUUUAGAAGUUAAGCCCAAGUUGAAUGAGGAUGAGAAUAGGCGUCCUGUCGGUGAGUGUGGCCAGAAAUCAUUGGGGAGUGACGGUACUCCCACACACGGCCCUGCUCCUCCACUUCCUGAGGUUCGACCCAACUUCCUCAACAUUCCUCCCCAGUGCCUGAAGCUCUCCACCUACAACAUCAUCUGCCCCAACACCAACCUCCCCCGCUCCGUCCAGAAGGCCCCCAAGUCCCCAGAACCCACUCAAGCAAUGCCAGACUCCUCCUUACAGAUGCCAGACCCCUCCUCCCAGCUUCCCGACCCCUCCUUCCAGAUGCCCGUACGCAAACACUUCUUCGAACUUCAUCAGUCUCUGGUGAAGCUAAUCUCCAAAUCUGUUGCUGCUACGUCCGAGGACACUCUCCGGGCCUGGCUGUCCAAGAUGCAGCUAAGCCACGUGGCGUCCGGGAAAACCCAGAGAGUGAGAUGUUUGCUGGGGGCAGAGGGCAGAGCGGCGUGCCUGAACGAGGAGAUGAUGGAGUCGCUGCAGCAGGUCUAUCAGCGGAUGAACGAGUACAGCCAGGAGUGCUGCCCCUUCCCGUUCGUGAUGAGGACCGGCGACGUGUUCCUGCCCAUCCUGGUGGUGAAGGAGGUGCUGUUCUCCUCGGUGCAGGGCAGUCUGAUCGACCAGGUUCUGCAGGAGCACAAGGUGGAGCUGAGGCCCACCACGCUGUCCGAGGAGAAGGCCCUGAUCGCCAUGCACAAGCGCGCCUGCUCCUCCCGCCUCCGGAGACUCAUGUCCUACAAGCAUUUCCCCACCGUGUACGCCGACGUGGUCAACCUGCUCUACUACACCUGCGUCUGCAAACAGCUCGAGUCAGCUCCAUGUGAAGUACAAAGCCGAGUCCAGGAUUAG
Molecule: messenger RNA, 3078 nt
Organism: Knipowitschia caucasica
Lineage: Eukaryota; Metazoa; Chordata; Actinopteri; Gobiiformes; Gobiidae
Source: the annotation of a GenBank genome assembly